GAAAUUUAGCCAAUUGGUAUAUAAAUACAGGGUAGAUCAUACAUACAAUUCACCAGACUCUUCCUCUUGGUCGAUUCUCCGACUCCUAAGAAAUCAGAAAAUCAAUUAAAGAUACAGUUUUUCCUUACAAGAUAUUGCCCCUUGGAAUUUUCUAAUUAACUCAAUACUAAGGGACAAACAAACAUGUCUGUUGAUAACCUUAUCCAAUGAUGUCGAAUGAAGAAGCUGCCACGUCAGAUAGAGAUACAGAUGACAAAUAUUUCCACCUCUCAUCACCUCCUCCCCCCACAACCUCUCUUUAGUCCAUCCAUUCCCUCUCAACAACAAAAACUCAAUACCAAAACCAUAUACUCAAUUUAUCUGUAUAGUUUUUCACAUAAAGAAGCAGUUGGGUGCAGAGAGGGAAGGAAGAGAGCUAAAGAGUGAAAAUAUGGCUUCUACUUCGGCAGUCUCAAUGGCAAUGCCAUUGAAAAAUGUGAGCCGACAGAGGGUUCCAACCUCAGAGGCCUUCAUGAAGCCACUUCCAGUGAGGCACUCAAAGGCUGCUGCUGCUGCUGCAUCAAAAUCAAGUGGGAGGGUUCAAGUGAGGGCUUCCAUGAAGGACAAGGCAAUCACGGGGCUCACUGCAGCUGCACUGACGGCUUCCAUGAUGAUACCGGAGGUGGCUGAGGCUGCGUCUGGGGUCUCUCCGUCACUCAAGAACUUCUUGCUCAGCAUUGCGGCUGGCGGAGUUGUGCUUGUUGUAAUUAUUGGUGCUGUCGUUGGUGUUUCUAACUUUGACCCAGUGAAAAGGAGCUGAGAGAGCAAUUCCAAGGAUGGAAUUUAAUUUUCAUUUGCCUGUUUAAUGCUUUUAGUGAUGAUUUCUGUGUUGUAUGUGUAAUAUGUGAUUCUUUCAGCUAUAAUUUGGCCGGAAACUGAGUUCUGAAAUUUCACUUUC
Molecule: messenger RNA, 937 nt
Organism: Juglans regia (Persian walnut)
Lineage: Eukaryota; Viridiplantae; Streptophyta; Magnoliopsida; Fagales; Juglandaceae
Exons: 1
Coding region: 431-799 (122 amino acids)
Biological process (GO): photosynthesis
Cellular component (GO): membrane; photosystem II
Source: RefSeq, a predicted model, not a curated record